CCUCGGCUCCCCUCUGCGAGGGGGCUCCGGCCUCCGCCACGACUUCUACUGGAACUCCAGUAACCCCAGUCUCAGCCCUGCCCUUCCAGCUGAAUCACCUUUAGGCAAGUCGUCUGACCUCCCUAACCUCAGUUAUCUCAUCUGUAAAAUGGGCUAACAAUACCUAGUAGCUGGGAAAUCAGGCGGGCGAACUGAGUUCAUGAGUUUGAAAGAGGUGUGUUUAUUAUAGAAAUAAACUAUUGUUUCUUUCUCUCUCCUGAGCUGCCUGCCUUUGAACCUGGGUGUUUUGUACUGUUUCCAUCCCCCUCCUCAAUUCCCUCUGCUUCUCUCUGCUUUCUCUUAUCUGUUUUCCUUUCUGAUUUUCUACUUGAGGCAAUCUGUGACUCUGUGCAUUUAUUCACUCACUAACAUUUAUUAAGCAUAUACUGUGUACCAGGACCUGUGCGAGGGUGCUUGGGAUUUAGAGAGGUAAGAAGACCUAGUCUCUGCCCUCUAGGAGCCCAAAGACCCCCUGGGGAGGGCAGGCUGAGGGACAGGUCAUUACAAUACCAAUACCGUGUGAUAAGAGCUAUUGUCCUCCAACUCUGAAUUCCUCUCUCUGUUCCAGACCAGUGCCUCUGAAUUAGGUUCCUAGCCCCCAUCCCUGAGGUUUCUGGUUCAUUCAUUCAAUCCCCGGAUAUUUAUUGAGCGCUAUCCUUGUGCAGGACACUUUUCCAGGCACGAAGGAUGCAGUGGAACAAAACAUACAAAGGCCCAGCUUGUGUUCUAGUAGGUCUGAGCUGGGCCCAGGAAUCUGCAUUUCUAAUCAGAACUUCUGAUGCUGGUGGUCCUCGGACCACCCAUUGAGGGACAGUUGGAGGCCUUUCCUAAGUCAAACUAGGCUGUGUGUCUGGUUGGGAGGGGGCAAGUGGUUCCUGCUAUAUUUGAUGCUGUGAGGGGCAGCCAGUCUUAGCCCUUCUCACCUGUACUGGCUCCCCCAGGCAACCCCCAAGAGGUAGGGAAGGGAGUCCUGAGCAGGCUGAAGAUGGGGUGAUAGGUGGACGGCCCCCCCUCCAUGUCUGCCACUUCCUUGUCCUGGCAAAAAAAGGGAGGCACCCCCUACCCACUCCCUCAUUCUUUGUUUCACCAUGGUCUUCUGUUCGGUAUUGGACUGAGGUCUAAAGGGCAGUGACCCUCUCUGCAUCUUUUAAGGAGGACACUGUCCCCAGUCUCCAUCUCUGCCUCUGUGACUGCCUUGUGGGCUCAGAUCUCUAUCCCUUGCCUCUGCUCCGGCUUUGUCACAGCAGCCAUCCACCUAACAUUUAUCUAGCACAGGUGCUGUGCCAGGCCCUAGGCACUGGGGCUGGAGAUCUAGGCGGCAGCUCCAACCCGAAAGGCAGGGUGUGGUGAGAGGCCUUCUCACACUGAGCCACGUGGUUCUGGGCACAGUCCCUUAACCUCUCUGAACCUGUGAAUCUGUCACCUCAUCCAUUUCUUACACUCUUUGUCUCAAGACUUGUCAGUUUGGGGAACUCAGGCCUUGCUGAACUGCUCCCUCUCCAGAGGACGGGGAGAGGCUGGCAGGGACCCUUGGGAAGGGUAUCUCUGACCCUUGUGCCCCAGGCGUGCCAUGCCAUGCCUACUUUGUGCCUGCAGGCUGCUUCGAGGGGACGCAGUGGUGGAACUGGGCCUCAACGACUAUCUAGACAUCUUCUGCCCCCACUAUGAGGGCCCAGGGCCUCCUGAGGGCCCUGAGACCUUUGCUUUAUAUAUGGUGGACUGGCCAGGCUAUGAGGCCUGCCAGGCGCAGGGGACAGGUGCCUUCAAGCGCUGGGAGUGUUCCCUCCCCUUCGCUCCCUUCGGCCCUGUUAAAUUCUCAGAGAAGAUUCAGCGCUUCACACCCUUUUCGCUUGGCUUCGAGUUCUUGCCUGGAGAGACCUACUACUACAUCUCCGUGCCCACUCCGGGGAGUCCUGGCCAGUGCUUGAGGCUGCAGGUGUCCGUCUGCUGCAAGGAGAGCAAGUCCGAGUCAGCCCAUCCUGUUGGGAGCCCUGGAGAGAGUGGCACAUCUGGGUGGCAAGGAGGGGGCGCUCCCAGCCCCCUCUGUCUCUUGCUACUGCUGCUGCUCCCAAUACUGCGUCUCCUGCGAGUUCUCUGAGCCAAGCGGACCCUUCCUGCCACCCCAGGACCCAGAGCCCUCCCAAGGCUCUGUGGAGGAGGAACCCCUGCUCCCUGAGCUGGGAGUGCCAAACUGGACAGACAAGAUGGAGGAGCGAUGCGGGGGGACAGAGGGUCUGAGGUGCCCCUGCAGGAGCCGGCCCCUCAUCCCAGGUUGAAGAGGAACUACAGGGAAGCUGCAGACAGCCCUGGGCACCUGGCACCCCAGCAAGACAAACAUGGGGUCUCCCUCAGCGGCUCUGAUGGUCUCACCCGUCCUCCAGGCAGGAAGACUGGGAUUUGGUGGGAUUGAAUCCUUGAGCCUGCUGGGAGCCAAGGCCAAAGACCUGGGGCAGGUGGAUUGCUGGACCAGGGCGAGGAAGCAACCCAGGCCUGCCAUCUGUGCCCAGUGCCCUAUGGGCCCCUUCCCUGGGGCAGCACCUUUCCCUCCCAGGGGGUCACUCACUUGUCUUCUGUGAAGACAGACUGGCCAUGAGGCUGAAUUUCAUACCAAUUUGUAUUUUUAUAAGUAUCUGGACCAAACUCUCAAUAAAUCACCCAUCUUUUCAUUGCUCUCCCCAGCCCACU
Hipposideros armiger (great roundleaf bat) is the source of this 2724-nucleotide messenger RNA. It is a transcript of the gene EFNA4, whose product is annotated as ephrin A4. The transcript is spliced from 4 exons. The record is from RefSeq and is a predicted model, not a curated record. Gene Ontology annotation, biological process: axon guidance; ephrin receptor signaling pathway. Gene Ontology annotation, molecular function: ephrin receptor binding. The coding region runs from base 1610 to 2137 and encodes 175 amino acids. Gene Ontology annotation, cellular component: plasma membrane. Lineage: Eukaryota; Metazoa; Chordata; Mammalia; Chiroptera; Hipposideridae.